CCAAUCAGAGCUGAUCACAUAGCACUGAUGAUCAGUGUGCCCUAAUGAUCUGUGUAGCCCCAGCAGUACCACCUGUCAGUGUCUUCAGUGCCUUGUGUCAAUGCUCAUCAGUGCCUCGUGCCAGUGCCCAUCAGUGCCACAUCAAUGCCACAUAUCAGUGCUACCAGUGCACAUCAAUGCCACAUACCAGUGCCCAUCUGAGCUGCUUUCAGUGCCACCCAUCAAUGCCAAUCAGUGCCACCUAUCAGUGCUGCCAGUCAGUGCCGCCUAUC
Messenger RNA from Staurois parvus, 272 nucleotides. The record is from the annotation of a GenBank genome assembly. NCBI's taxonomy places the organism in Eukaryota, Metazoa, Chordata, Amphibia, Anura, Ranidae.